UCCCUCAAAACAAAAACAAAAAAGUCUAAUUAGGAGUUAUAGUCAAAUUAAAGUGUACUAAGUAGUCAAAUUAGGGACAAGAGCCCAAAAUCCGGUACCUAGUAAAAGGAAUAUUUGAAUGGUAGGUGGCAAGAAAAAAGGGAUCUUGUCUGUCUUGUACUACUUCUUAUACUUAUUAUACCUAUGACUUCGUUAAAACUUUCACUUUACAUUUCACAUUUUACUACUAACUACUCUUUCACACACACACCAAUCAAGAGAAUAACAUAUAAAAAUAUAAAGUCCUUUUUUUCAUUGCUGUCAGACAUUUUCAUCAAAUGGGAAGGGAACGAAGAGAGCCAGCCUCCAUGAAUGAAUAAUCACAAACAAAACAAAACAAAACAAAAAUAUAAUAAUAACAUCAUAACACACUGUUCAACAUUCAUUUCAUUCAUUCAAUUACCUAUGAACUAGAGAGAAAGGAAGAAAAAUGAGUGUAUCUUUGACUGUUAUGACCUUGAAUCUUCAUGAUGAUGAACCACAAGAUAGUCCUAAUUCAUGGGACAAAAGAAGAGACAUAUGCAUAAGUGUUAUUACCAGUUACUCCCCCAUCAUCCUUUGUACUCAACAAGGAGUGAAGACACAAUUGGAUUUUCUCCAGCAAGGUUUGCCAGGCUAUGAUCAGUUUGGCGUAUCACGAAAAGGGCCACAAGAUACAACUGAUGAGCAUUGCACUAUCUUCUAUGACAAGGAAAAGGUAGAGCUUCUAGAAGGUGGAACAUUUUGGUUGUCUGAGUCUCCGUCUGUACCUGGAAGCAUAUCGUGGGGUUCCGAAGUUCCUUGCAUCGCAACAUGGGCUACAUUUCAACUAAAAGGAGUUGAGCCACCAGGAUUCUCAUUUCAGAUAGUAAAUACAAACAUGGAUGAGCUCAGUGCUCGUGCCCGUAGACGAAGUGCGUUACUCACAUGGCAGCACAUUGCAUCCUUACCCCCUAGCCUACCAGUUGUGUACUGUGGAGUAUUCAAUACACAAAAAGAAUCAACUACUGGACGUUUCCUUCUUGGAAGAUCAAGAGAGCAUGGUGUAGUUGGGGAUAUGAGGGAUGCAUGGCCUAGUGCGCGUGUAAGGAAAAAUGUUUCUCUAAUCCGCACUUAUCACGGAUUCAAGGGUGACAAACAAGGAACCGUUGAAUACCUCAAGUUAAUUUUUAGAGCGCUCUGCCUCUGCUGGGAUCGGCAAACACAAGAUCUUCACGUUGAUUGGAUCCUUUUCAGAGGUAGAUCUCUUAUUCCUGUUUCAUGUGAAGUGGUGAAUGAUAAUAUUGAUGGAUGCUAUCCUUCAUCUCAUUUUCCUAUAUUUUCCGAGUUUAUGCUCCCUCGCACGGUACGGAUGCUAGAAUCACCGGUACAAGAGGACAACUAAAUUUCCAUGUUUUGCUAUAUCUGAGUUCUUUGGUGAUUCUUUUUUUUUUACCCGUAGUUGUAUCAAUCACGAGUUCUUUCUUUAGUUAUAUAUGGGUUUGCUGCCAUAUUAAGUGUUCAAGUAUACUUCUGGAAAAUGUAGACACAUCAUUAUGAACACAACUUUUGAGUUGAAAACUGCCUCUAUGUUUGAGGAUUAUGUAUUGAAACAGACUUAAAUUUGAGAGUGUUUCUUUCUCAAAUUAAUUUUGUGACUUAUUUUAUUAUU
This is a messenger RNA of Medicago truncatula (barrel medic), 1669 nucleotides long. RefSeq lists its product as uncharacterized. The transcript is spliced from 7 exons. Gene Ontology annotation, molecular function: 3'-5'-RNA exonuclease activity. The record is from RefSeq and is a predicted model, not a curated record. Bases 470 to 1402 code for a protein of 310 amino acids. Lineage: Eukaryota; Viridiplantae; Streptophyta; Magnoliopsida; Fabales; Fabaceae.